GGAGAAGGGGAGCGGAGAGAGAGAGAGACAGAGGGGGGCUGCAGCCGCUGAACUUCACUUCACAUUGCCUUUCAUCUCUCUCUGCUCUCUGCCAUUCCCAUUUUCGUUUGGACUCUAAAUUCUCUGAAUGUUGCUAUCAGAUGUUAAACCUUGAAAUUUUACAGUGUUUGCCUUCCAUUUCACAUUGUUCAUUUGAGCACAUUCUACUUGGUAGGCACUGAACGAUUGCAAAAAUGAGACAAGGGGUUUCUUUCAGUCUAACCCUUCCACUUACUCUACUUUUGCUUCUCUGUGUAUAUGAGUCCCGUGGCGGUUCAGUUAGGAAUACGGAAGCAAUAGCUCCUGAUAUCUCAUCCAGUGUAAACCCUCAGCCUUUUCUUCCUUUACUAGCCCCUUCACCAUUGACGGCAUUCACAAAUUACAGCAUCCCGAAAUUAUCAGGACUUUGUACAUUAAAUUUUUCAGCGGCUGGAAAUAUGAUGAGUGUAACGGCAACUGACUGCUGGGCUUCCUUUGCACCCUUGUUGGCGGAUGUGGUUUGUUGUCCUCAAUUUGAUGCCACCUUAGCGACUCUUAUAGGGCAAUCCAGUAAAUACUCUAGGAUGCUCGCUUUGAAUGUGACCCAUGCAAAGCACUGCCUCUCAGAUGUUGAGAAGAUCCUAGAGGGUCAAGGAGCAAAUGAGAAUAUUCAAAAGAUAUGCUCAAUUGAACCAGAAACCCUCACUGGAGCUUCUUGUCCUGUUAUAGAGGUUGAUACAUUUGAAAGCACUGUGGAUUCUUCAAAACUACUUGGCGCUUGCAGAAAAAUUGAUCUUGUCAAUGAGUGUUGUGACCAAGUUUGCCAGAGUGCCAUAUUAGAUGCUGCUAGAACAAUUGCCGCGAUUGGUAUGCCAAAUUCAAAAGGGGUCAAUAUAUUGCCUGAACACUCAACUAGGAUUGAUGAUUGUAAGAAUAUUGUCCUGCGAUGGCUGGCCAGUAACCUUGAUCCUUCUUCUGCGAAUAAGGUUCUUAGAGGACUUUCAAAUUGCAAAGUAAAUAAAGUUUGUCCUCUGGUUUUCCCCAACAUGACAAAUGUUGUGAAAGAAUGUGCAAAUGGGAUAAGUAAUCAGACAGCAUGCUGCAAAGCAAUGGAUAGUUAUGUUUCUCAGUUGCAACAACAGAGUUUCAUUACAAACUUGCAGGCCUUGAAUUGUGCAGCAUCACUUGGAGUGAAGUUGCAGAAAGCUAAUGUAUCCAACAAUGUUUAUAAUCUUUGUCAUAUAAAUCUAAAAGACUUCUCUCUUCAAGUUGGAUCACAAGAAUAUGGCUGCCUUCUGCCAAGCUUGCCUUCAGAUGCAACUUAUGAUAUAACUUUGGGAAUCAGCUUCAUUUGUGAUCUUAAUGACAACAUUGCGGCUCCAUGGCCCUCUUCCUCUUCUGAACAUCCAUCAUCUUGCAAGAAAACAACCAAACUUCCAGCAGUACCCAAAGCAACAUCUGCACAAAGUGGUCUUAUCAAUGAGGAUUUGAUCUUCCUUUCGAUCUUUUCUUCCUUACUGGUUCUGAAGAUGCUCCUUUGAAGUUGGCAGCAAAGAGGUUGAUACGUUUGAGAGCACUGUGGAUUAUUCAAAACUACUUGGCGCUUGCAGAAAAGUUGAUCCUGUCAAUGAGUGUUGUGACCAAGUUUGCCAGAAUGCCAUUUUAGAUGCUGCUUGAACAAUUGCCCCAAUUGGUAUGCCGAAUUCGAAAGGCGUCAAUCUAUUGCCUGAACACUCAGCUAGGAUUGAUGAUUGUAAAAAUAUUGUCCUGCGAUGGCUGGCCAGCAAGCUUGAUCUUUCUUCUGCGAAUAAGUUUCUUAGAGGACUUUCAAAUUGCAAAGUAAACAAAGGUGAGCAAAAAAUAGGAAAAGGAAAGAAGAAUAAGUCUCUUGUACGUCGUUGAGUAUUCAAAAGAAUAUGAUAACCACUAUGAAAUGCUUGCUUACAUCCAGUAGACAUGUCAUUCCAUUGUUAGGUUAAGGACCGAUUUAUCCUGAAUUAUCAACCCCAUGUUGACUUAUAGAUCUUCAAUGUUGUUUUCUCAUAUAUAUGGUUCAGGUCAGUGUCCUGUGGUUUU
This is a messenger RNA of Prunus mume (Japanese apricot), 2094 nucleotides long. RefSeq names its product putative GPI-anchored protein At1g61900. Gene Ontology annotation, cellular component: plasma membrane. The record is from RefSeq and is a predicted model, not a curated record. Lineage: Eukaryota; Viridiplantae; Streptophyta; Magnoliopsida; Rosales; Rosaceae.